UGUUGGUGAGCUGUGGACAGGGCAGGAAGGCAGCCAUGGUUCAUCUCCAGGAAACAGCUCUCUUGCCUCCACCAGCUGGAGAAGAGCAUACAGCCCACCCUGUCAUCUUUGAUCAGGUACAGAAUGGAGACCUUGGAUGAGUUUGACAACGAGUAUCCCCUCAGUGUAUCGUUUUGCAAGCUGAUUUCAUUAGAGGAAUUUGAGGAGCAGUCUUUGUCCUACACUCAGCAAUGCCUGCGUGAACUGUACUCAGACAUGGAGCAGAACCCAAGGAUCUGCGAAAGGGCCCUGAGAAAUCAGAAACAGAUGGAGAAGGAAGCAGCUGGCUUGAUAUCUUAUUUGAAGGCCAAGAUUUUUCGGGCUCUGCAGGGAGACCUGAAUUACUCUAACUCUAUGGGCAAUGCAGAGAUGAAAGAGAAAGUGCUCCAGCUGAGACGAGACAUGCAGAUUGCAAACAACUAUGCUCGUGCUGCAAAGACUGGGAAAGGGCGACAUCGGAAGCAGCACACUCUACAAGAUAGAUUUAAUCAACUUCACCCCAAGGUUCCUGAACCUCCCAAGUUCACCAUGCCCAGGGUCUUUGGUCCUUUCCCAGAAGCCAUGAAUAAGCAGGUGGAGAGAACUACGACUUCAAGCCCUGAUCUAAAAUACUGGUGGACUGGUCUAACAACAGUGAGCCAGAAAAGACCUCCUGGAUACGCUCCCACACCUCAAUCUUCUGGCUCCACUGGCACUCAACCUGCAGCCUCUGUUUCUAAUACAUCUACAUCAUGCAAGUUUCAAGAUGAUACGGAAGAUGACACAGACAGUGAGAAACCUGGCCCCAGUUCCUCUGCUAAGGAGGCAUAAAUGUCUCUUCUUACACGGAAAAGACCUACAUGAAUAAACACUGUGCAAGUGCUCUGGUUGUGUGUGGAGACUCUGCUAUGCCUUGGCAAUGGUUCUGCAAAAGCUUUGGUUAGCAGACUGCUGUACUAUGCUAAAGAUGUAGUGACUUCUGUGAGCUUUCUUCACCACCAAAUAGUGGAUACCCAACCCACUGGAAAGUGAGAUCUCCAUUGAACGAGAGCAGGAUGCAGGUAGGGCUUCUGAACUUACCUUGCUUGGCUUCUAAACGAAACCAUUUCUCCUCUGACCCAUAAUAACCAAAUCUUGAAAUGCAUUAUGUAUCUUAAUUCCCUCCAUCUUCUGCAGAAACCGGGUGUAUCUGUACCCCUCAGAUUCUGUACUUUAUUUGCUCCUGCCUGGCAUGGAUUUGAACCAACAGCAAAGCAAAAAAGAACUUUGCAUGAUGUGGUCGGUUGUCCU
Messenger RNA from Strigops habroptila (Kakapo), 1308 nucleotides. RefSeq lists its product as uncharacterized. The coding region runs from base 124 to 849 and encodes 241 amino acids. NCBI's taxonomy places the organism in Eukaryota, Metazoa, Chordata, Aves, Psittaciformes, Psittacidae. The record is from RefSeq and is a predicted model, not a curated record. The transcript has 5 exons.